Helianthus annuus (common sunflower) is the source of this 504-nucleotide messenger RNA. Its product is annotated as BCL-6 corepressor-like protein 1. The record is from RefSeq and is a predicted model, not a curated record. The coding region runs from base 1 to 504 and encodes 167 amino acids. The transcript has a single exon. Lineage: Eukaryota; Viridiplantae; Streptophyta; Magnoliopsida; Asterales; Asteraceae.
AUGGACGCUGAUGAGGAGAUGGAGUUGGAGCAGCCUGCUGAGGCUCCUGUUCAUCCAAAUGAUCCGAUUCCUGCCAUGCUUGCUGAUUAUCAGCCCGCUCCAGACAUUUCCGAGCUCGUUCUUGCCAUUGACCCUGUUCCUGUCACUGAUACACCCGUUGUUGCACCACCAGCCGUUGAGAUACCAGAUGUAGCACCCAUACCCGAUCCCAUGGCGAUUUUUGAUGACCUGGCACCGUUUGCUACCCGCAUUGACCCGAGGUACGCUAACUCCAGCAAUGGGUGGAUUGUGGAGGAUGACUACCCUCCGUACGUAGUCCCAGUCACUCCCCCUCCCACACCCAUCGCUGUACCACUCGAUGCUCCCUUGUUUCCUCCAUCCACAUCUGGUACCCAUGGUACUGACCUUCCUAUCACUUUCCUUCAGGACAUUCCUCUGCCCCAACCUGGGGAGGGAUUCGUCGAGUCAGCCCUUCGGCCACACCCCAUUCAUGCCAGAGGAUAG